AACCCCUACAGCAACCACACAUACAACCCCCUCUACGACCACAUCCAAGACUACUCACACUACGCAUUCCACCACGCAUUCGACGACGCAUUCGACUACGCAUUCGACUACGCAUUCUACCACGCAUUCGACUACGCAUUCGACUACACACUCAACGAAACCGACGCCAACUCACACGCCAGCAGGUCAUGUGACAACAGCAUCCACUGCACAUACUACGGCACACACAGCUACAUUGGCGAUCGGAGGAUUAACUACGGCGCCGCACCCACCAAAAAGUACCUUGCCUCCAAGUCGUACUUACGAAGCAGAAAUGGAGUUCCUCGCAGACAAAACGGACUUCUUCAACGCCAAGUUCGACUUCCAUGUCCAGGAAGAGGUAUUGGGCUGGAUAGUCAACAUUACAUUUGAUGGACCCAUCAACGCUAUCGAUAGUAGUUGGGGAGUUUAUGAGAAACUUUCAGACGACAAGCUUCACUGGACAAUGGUCAGCUUUCCACAUCUGGCCCACUUGCCCAUUGGGUCAACAUAUUCACUUUUAAUUUCUGCCAACUAUCAUGGACAUCCCAGACCUCUGCACGCCCACGCUGUUCUGACCAACAUGGGGCGAGAUAAAUGGUCAUUUAGUCCAGCAGCUACAAGUGAUACAUCCAAGUACAACUACAACGACGUACUGUUCAAGUCCAUUCUGUUUUAUGAAGCGCAAAGAACUGGCAAACUUCCAGCCACGAACAGACUGCCUUACAGGGGCGAUUCUCUUCUCCAGGACAAAGGGGAUGGAGGUGAAGAUUUGUCUGGAGGUUACUUUGUAGGUCAAGGCCAUGUUAAGUUCAACUUCCCCAUCGCUUACUCAGCCACCAUAUUGUCCUGGGGGUAUCUUCUCUAUGAGGACGCUUACAAAGCUGCAGGACAGGAGGACCAUCUUUUAGAAAGUAUCAAGUGGGCGCUGGACUAUCUCAUCAAAUGUCACACCAAGCCAGACGAGUUCUAUGUUCAGGUCAGUGAUUAUCUGGCAGACUACUGGAGCUGGAACCAUCCUGAAUUUUAUCUGGGAGACAGACCGCCAUACAGAAUAAACGCAACUCACCCCGGUACUGACAUCGCUAUGGAAGCAGCUGCUGCAUUUGCUGCGGGAUCCCUUGUCUUUAAAACCAAGGAUCCCUCGUACUCGACCAGGCUGUUGACCCAUGCCAAACAGCUCUGGGACUUUGCAGACAAAAAUCGUGGGAUAUAUAGCGACUCCAUCGAAGUAGCUGCUCACAACUACAGCUCCCACGGCUUUAACGAUGAGAUCUGCUGGGGCUCUCUGUGGCUGUACCAGGCAACCAAUGACAACACUUACCUAACUGCAGCAGAGCAACACUUUGACCCACUUCCAGCUCCAGACAUGUCCUGGGAUAACAAGACUGCUGCCAAUCAGGUUCUUCUGUACAAACUGACCAAAGACGACAAAUACAAGACGGCCGUAGAAAGCACAUUUCACUACUGGUUCCCUGGAGGUUCUAUUCCGUACACUCCUAAAGGUUUGGCUCACAGAUCGGACAGGGCGGCACUCAGUAGUGCAGCAAACAUGGCCAUGUUGGCCCUCAUAGCAGCUGAUGCUGAUCUUCAUCAUAAUGAGUUCAGGCACUGGGCCAUGUGCCAGAUACAUUACGCUUUGGGAGACACAGGGUUCAGCUACGUGGUUGGGUUCGGUGAUGACUAUCCAUUGAAACCCUAUCAGAGAAUCAGCAUGUGCCCGAACCACCCCGCCCACUGCGGGCCUGAUAUACUUCAGGCAGAUAUGCCCAACAUACACAUUCUGUACGGCGCCCUUGUCGGGGGUCCUGGAGCCAAUGAUGAAUACGUGGACAAGUUUGACAGCGUUCUUAACAACGAGGUCACCAUAGAGUUCAACGCUGGUUUUCAAACUGCUGUAGCUGCCCUGAAAUCUCUGUGGUUAAGAUCUCAACACCCUGAGCAACUGAAUGACGGCCAGUGUCCAUACACAGGAGGUAUCGACGUUUUCAGUGGAUGAGAACAUCUUGGAGUUUACAGCAUGAAGCAAAUUGAAAUGUUUCCUGUGACAGAAUUCAACAAUUUUACUGUGUCUUUAUUACACAUUUACUUUUAAUAGAAUGAAAUAAAAAAAAUGAAAUAGGAUAUUCAAGAAUGAAAUAAAUAAUCUAAUUGC
Biomphalaria glabrata is the source of this 2173-nucleotide messenger RNA. Its product is annotated as endoglucanase A-like. NCBI's taxonomy places the organism in Eukaryota, Metazoa, Mollusca, Gastropoda, Planorbidae. Gene Ontology annotation, biological process: carbohydrate metabolic process. Gene Ontology annotation, molecular function: hydrolase activity, hydrolyzing O-glycosyl compounds. The transcript is spliced from 15 exons. Bases 314 to 2017 code for a protein of 567 amino acids. The record is from RefSeq and is a predicted model, not a curated record.